Molecule: messenger RNA, 9584 nt
Organism: Danio aesculapii
Lineage: Eukaryota; Metazoa; Chordata; Actinopteri; Cypriniformes; Danionidae
Gene: trdn
Product: triadin
Exons: 34
Coding region: 358-3819 (1153 amino acids)
Cellular component (GO): sarcoplasmic reticulum; membrane
Molecular function (GO): signaling receptor binding
Source: RefSeq, a predicted model, not a curated record
ACCAGUCCUCCCUUCUCUCCCAUGUUUCCUGACCCCUCCACACACACACAUCAUAGGCUGCUAACAAACAUAAGGACAACCUAGGGCUUGAUUUGCUCUUUUGACAGCCUAGCCGUGUGUUUUUUCCCUUCCCUGCUGGUACUCGGUCCCAGUUGGUGGUGUAUUGUUUUUUCUCAUAUGUCACUUUAAGCAACAGGUGCCAUUUUUUUGCUGCUUUGUAGGAGCCCUGGCACAAACGCGAGUUUUAUUGGGACUCUAACAGGAAAGGCACACUGAGACACAGUGGUGUUUCGAUUGGAAAACUAUUCCGGACCCGGGGAAUUGACUCUUGAGAUUGUGUUUUCAGCCUGUUAGUGCAUGAGAGAGAUGGAAGCACGGUCCACCACCACGACUACCAUAGUAGAGGCCAAAAAUGACGUGAGCUCACAUUCGAUACGUUCGUCCAAGCGAACCAUGACUGAUGACCUGUACUCCACGUUCAGCUCCCCCAUGGCCUGGAUCCUCGUGCUGGCUCUUAUCAUAACCUGGUCAGCCGUGGCCAUCAUUAUGUUUGACCUGCUCGACAGCAAGAGUCUUGAAGCCCAUACAUUAUACUGUGACGACCCCUGUUUACCACCUGGACCUCAGCCACAUCGUGUCAGGAAAACAUUAAAGGAAGCAGGCAGCCUUAGAGGAAGUAUUCACCACAUCAGCCCUGAAAAAGCGGUGAGCGAAGCCAUGGAUGACUCUUCCGACUGGAUUACAUCCAUCUUGACUUUUAUGACUAAUUUGGUAGCGCCAGAAGAAGAAGAGGAUGAAGGCGAGCGUCAUUUUGUGAAGAAAAAAGGAGAAUUCCUGCCACCGAGGAAAAAAGUUACAGAAAUAUGGGCCAAGGAGAUGUUAGAAGAGGAAGGGGAAUACUUGGAGGAAGAAGAGGAGGAGGAAGAGGAUGAUAUAGCUACUGAUGAAGAACAGGAGGAGGAGGAAGAAGACUAUGAGGAAGAAGAGGAAGAAUUUGAUGAGGAGCUUGAGGAGGAGGAAGAAGAAGAGGAGGAGCUUGAGGAAGAAGAAGAAGAGGAGGAGGAGCUUGAGGAGGAAGAGGAGAAAGAGCUUGAGGAAGAAGAUGAGGAGGAAGAAGGGGAGAAAGAGGAACCUGAAGUAAAGGUGGUGAAGGAGGAGGAAGAUGAAGAGGAGGCAAAAGAAGAGGAGGAAGAUGAAGAGGAAGCUGAAGCAGAUGAGGAGGAAGAAGAGGAAGCUGAAGCAGAGGAGGAGGGGGAAGAUGAAGAAGAAGCAACAGAAAUUGCUGCUAAGAAAAAGAAGAAAGAGGAAACUGGAGCAAAGGAGGAGGAAGAAGAUGAAGAAGAGGGAAAAGAAGAUGAGACUGAGGAAAAGGAGGAAGAGGAACCUGAAGCAGUUGAGGAGGAGGAUGAAGAGAAAGAGGAGGCUGAGAAAAAGGAGAAAGAGGAGGCUGGAGCAGAGGAGGAGGAUGAAGAUGAAGAGGAGGCUAAGGAAAAGGAGGGAGAUGAAGCUGGAACGGACAAGGAAGAAGCUCCAGAGGAGGAAGAUGAAGUAAAGGAGGAAGAGGAAGCUGGAACAGACAAGGAAGAAGAAGAAGAAAAGGAGAAAGAAGAAGCUGUAGUCAAGGAGGAAGAGGAAGAUGAAAAGGAGGAAUCUCCUUCUGCUGUUCCUGAAAAGAAAGCUGCUCCAAUCCCUGCAGAACCUGCUGUGGAGAAAGAAGAAGCUCAUGUUACUCCUAAAGAAGCUGAGGAAGCUGAGGAAGCCGAUGAAGCGGAUGAUGACAAAGAUGAUCACACCCAAGAAGAACCACCAGCUGGUAAAGUCACUCCGGCUGAAGAUACAGAGAAACAAGUUGAUGAAGCAGAGACACCUAUCACAAUGGCUCCUACUGUAGACCAUGACCAAAAAGAUGACCAAAGUGAGGAGAAAGAUGAUGAAGAUGAUGUCCAAGAUGCCACUAUCGCCAUUGCUCUUGGUAUUGUAGCUGAGGUUGAAGAACAAGCAACUGGUGAGGAACCUAUACUUAUUAAAGCUGAUGGUGCUGCGGCAAAAUUAACAGCUGUAGAGGAGAGCGCUGCUAAAGCUGACAACUCACAAGAUAGCUUAAGCACUGCUGAUAUCGCAUCUGAUGAUGAUGAGAUAGCUAAAGAGUUAGAAGGUGAGACUGGUAUCAGACUGAAAGAUGCUGACUCUGAAAAAGAUACACCAUGUAAAGAUGAGGGUGCUGUUGAGGAACCUGAUGAUGGUGUUGCAGAAAGGAAAGAGGUAAAUAAGGAAGGAGAGGAUCAGAUAAAUGCUGAGGAUGAAGAUGAUGUUCUUAAAGUAACAGCACCUGUAGUUAGUCCUGAAGCAGGUGAAGAUGAGAAAGCAAUGGUGGCUGAUGAAGAUGGCUCUUCGCCCAAGAAAGCUCCUGAAGCUAAAGACACUGAAGAAGUGGACACAGAAGAAAUGGCUGAAGACAUAGAAACCCUGAAAGAAGAGGAGAAAGAUGAAAAGGAAGAAAGUGCAGAGCGAGAGGAAACUGCAGAAAAAGCAGCAGAACCAGAACCGGUCACUAAGGCCACAGCCGAGGAGGUGAAAGAAGCAGCAGCUGAGAAACCUGUGGCAGAGGCUGAAAAAGAAGACAAGCAAAAAGAGCCCUCUACCUGUCCUUGCAUGCAUUCACAAAUACAUAAAGAGCCUCAGAAAGCCCAAGACAGUAAACCAAAAGAAGAAAAAGCUGAACCUGACAGAGUGAAGAAAAGAGCUAAAAGAGUCACCAUAGAGCGCAAAAAAGCUGACACCAAGAAAAGGGAGACUCUGCUUAAACAGAGAAAAGAAAAAGAGGCUCCAGUAAGAACAAGACUAGAAAAAGCAAAGAAAGCUCCAAAAGCAAAGGCAGCAGCUGUCAACAUACCCAAAAAGAGAUUCAGACCCUCAGAGGACAUGGAAGUGUCAGCUGCUCCAGCUCCGAUACAGGAGCUUCCUAUGUGCCGACCAACGCCUGUGUACUGCCCAGCGCCCCCUGGCUGGUAUGUUCAUCAUAUAGUUACCAGUAGCCCAUUGCCACCAUCGGCUAUUCCAGAAUCCGAAAUUCCCAUUUUAACAACUCAUCAAGCUCCCACUAUAUUGAAAGAACCAGAAGAUGCAAAGGAAAAGCCUAAACAAGCUGCUAAAAAGAAAGAACCAGCUCCUUCGAAAGAAAAAGUUAAAGCAGCUCCAGCGAAAAAAGAACCCACAGUUACUAAACCUAAAGUAAAACCUACAGUGGCAAAGAAAGAGCCAAUAGCUGUGAAAGCGAAGCCUAAAAAGACAGAGCGAGUGAUCACUAAAGAAAGGGCAAAACCUUCCUCUACUAAGAGAGAGCCAGCAGUAACAAGGAAGGCAAAAGUUACAGCAACAAAAUACAAAGAAGAAAAAUCUGCAAAGGUAGUCAAGCCCACUGCAGAGAAAGAAAAAUCUGCAAAGGUAUUGAAGCCCACUGCAGAGGUUAAGAAGAAGUCUACAUCAAUGCCUAAAGCCAAACAAGCCAUUAAAGAAAAAGUUGCAGAAAAACCUGAACCUGCUGAGAAGAAAACAUCUGAAGAAACCAAAGAGGAACCAGCAGCUGAAGCACCAGCAGCAGCCAAAGAGUUGAAAGUGGAAGAAAAUGUGACGGAGGGCAAAAAGCCAGGCAAGAUACCAUACUUCCAGUGUGUUUUAAUGAGUUCAAAAUCCAGUCAGUAUCCGCUGCGACCCAUGUCCCCUGCUAUGAGUCCAGCUAUUAACCCCACCAUGAUGAGAGCCAUGAUGGAGCAGCGGGCAGCGUUACUGCAGCAGAAAGCCAGAGCAGGCGGUCAGUAGCUGGAUGACAGACCCAUCCAGCCCGGGCACUAAAAACUGCUUAUGAACUGCUGUAAACACAGAGCUGCUGCUGUUAUCUAAGCUAUCCACUUAGACCAUAACAGAUACUUAACAAAUUAUGGAUGUUUUCCAGUCCUCCAUCAAAUGGCAUUUGAAUUAGAUCAUAUUUUUUUAAAUUUUGACAAAAAUGAAUAUGCAAUUACAUCAAAACAAAAUAAUCAAUGUACAUUUGGGAAUAUAUUUAAUGCAUAAAUGCCUGUCAAAAAUGUGUUAGUGGUUAGAUUUAUUUUAUUAUUAUUAUUACUAUUAAUAAUGAAGAUCUUAAAUCAUCUGUUUACAUUCGUUGCAGGGAAAAUGAUAUAUGUUUUUUUCUUAUUGUACAUAAGACUCCUCAACGCCAGAGCAAAUUUAGAACUGCUUUAAUUAUUUAAGCAUUGCUCUAAUUACUCGAGAUAUUUAUUUUUCUAUGUCAGAGUAUAUGAUCCCAUUACAGAAAGAAAUCUAGCAGUGCACAUUCACUAAGGGCCCUUAUCUUUCGGUCCAGGCCAUUUCCUGCUAAUAAGAUUAUGUGUAGUGUGUCUGGGUUCUACCGGGGUCUGCAAUCUUUCUGCAUUUGUAUGCAUGGCCAUUAGAAAACAGGAGGACGCCAUUUGGACCGAAUCCGAUUCCUAUCUUAGCCAAUGAGAAGAUCCUCAUAGAAUUGAAAGAGACAUUAAGAAAUGAAGGCACACGAAAGCCAACAGCCACUAAAUAAUGAAAAGCUUUCUCUGUAUACUUGACUAAGACUUCUCGAGUAUAUGUCUUUAGUUAAUUGAAACUCUUAACUGGGAGUUCUUAGAUGUACUGUAGUUAAUUCAAUAGUGUAUGUCUAUGUUGACGUUUUAUGCACAGGUUAAGCCAAAAGCAAUUUUGCUACUUGUGUACAGUUAAUGUAUACAGUGUUUUACAGUAUUUAUUUUAUUAUUCUAGAUCAGUGGUCUUCAUAAUUUUUAAAACUGCAAGAAUCUCUUUGUGAAUAUAAAUGGUAAAGCAUUUGCAUUUUAAGCAUGGCCUAAAGUCUAAUGCAGGGCUAUUCAAUUAGUUUGUCAUGGGGGCCCAUGUCAAAAGCAUCCCAAAUAAGGGGCCGGAGAGAUAUGACUUGCAAUACGAGUGAUGACAGAACAGCAUAUAAGAGCCCAUAUGUUGUAUUUUUGCUCCUAAAGACACCCAUGUUGGAUUUUCUAUAUUAAAAUGUUAAUAUUUUGUAUUUGAAACUACAUAAUAUCAGUGCAUUGUACAAUGUGGCUUUUUUUACAAACAUAUUUACAUUUUGUAUUUCAAAACACACCAAAAGCAAUGCAUUGCUUUAGUCUUCUUCUACGUUCAGAUACAUUCAUAUGUUAUGUUUUAUACUGCAUAACAAUUAAGGAUGCAAAGAUUAUAGAUUUUGAUUGUCUGAAGAAUAAUCAUUGUUUCACGGUUUUCAUGUCUAAUGUUAUUUUAAGCCAAAGAAUAGCUAAGUAUUUUAAUUAACUGUUGUUAUCAUUUUGGUUCAUACAAACAUAAACAUUUUAAUAAUUUGUAAUAAUUUGUCUAACAUAUCUUUUGUUUACAUUGCACUGAAAGCCAUGCUACAGUGUGAGAUGUUUUCUACUGGGCGUCGCUCCACUUACGCAUGUAUAUUGGCAUAUAUUCUUACAUUGGAAAUAAAUUUGCUCGCGGAAAAGACACGAUAUGAGAACAGCGCGCUGCUAUAGUUAAUCCCGUGUGCGUGCGUAUUAGCCUUGGUGUAUAAGUUCGGAACUUUAAACUAGCGCACAUGUGGCAUAAGCUUUAGUUGCAGCAGUUUUAUUCCGUGCAACAGAAACGCGGCGUUGAGAAGCCUUUAAGAUAGAUUAACCGUGACGAAUUAAAGUGCAGUUAAUAAUGAAAUCAGCUAAUCAUUGCAUCCCUAAUAACGAUAUCAGUGCAUUGAACAAAAGGUCUUUUCUACAAACAUAUCCAAAUGUUUUUGGCUGGUCGCAACACUCGCUUAAUGUCAGAUGAUUCACCCUCUGCACAGCCUUCAACUGCAGCUCGUGCUUUAUUGAACAGACGCAUGUCACUUCAUAACUAUAGCGGCCAUUUUUCGACUGAACUAAAUUUAUUUUUGAUGGUCACGCUAUUUGGAGGGCCAGAACAAAUUGCCUUGGGGGCCAAGUUCUGCGGGCCGCCAAUUAAAUAGCCCUGGUCUAAUGUGUAUGGCACAAUACUGUAUUUGCAUACGUUGUUUUGUUUAUCGCAUGGAAUAGGCAUGAUUAUUAAAAAUAUUUUAAAUAAAAAAUGAAAUAGACUAAACUUAUUUCUUAUUUUAACUUAUUUUAAGUUCUGAACACUUUCUGAAUUUCUGUAACCCACAAUGUUAGCAAACAUGUAAUGAAACAAAAUGAUAUUAGGGCUAUGAUAUUGGCAACCAUGCACCCUCUUUUUUAUGUUUUAGGUUGGUUUAUUUACUCAAUUUAUAUUUAUAAUUGUAUUUAUUUAUUUAUUGUUCUGCUUUUAUGUUCAUGCUCUGUAUUUGAUAUUUAUCUGCAUUAUUUGCAAAUAAGAAAAUAAAUAAAAAGUUUAAAUCGUAACAAAUUAAACAGAUAUUUAGAAUUAAAUAAAAUAUAAAUAUUGAUUAUAACCAAUAUAAAUAAAUUCAUGGUUCGUGUUCUAGUAGCUUACUUUAAAUAUACUUAAAUUUUUGAUACGUUACUGGGACAAUUAAUUAAUUAUUAUAAUUAUUAAUAAUUAUGCUAGACCGUGCUUACAGGAUUUGCCAACCCUUUUUAAGGGUACAAAAGUAUGAAAAGAUGAGACCAUUGCAAAAAUAAAAAGGCAUGUAAAAAAAUGCUCAAUCGGAUCCUGCAGAUCAAAAGUCAGCACCAUGAAUUUAUAGUUCUUUCAUUUAAACAUUUGACUUCAAUCACAAAAGCAGCAAAACAGUUCACUUCAAGAAGCAUUUUUUGUCUCCUUAUUUUGAAUUUGUGAGACUUUUUUGUUCAUUUUGCCAGCAUCUUUGCUUUAAACUGUGUUAAAAUUCUUUAAUUCAGCCACUACCUUUUGAGUACUAAAAUGUGAUUACAAGCUGAUAAAUUAAAGGAUCUCUAAAUAAAAAGAAAGCAGUCCUACUGAAGAAGACACCUUUUCUAGAAAACACUGUACUGUAAAACACAGUAGCAGAAUAAUAACAAUGUACUUGUUGAUGAAAUUACUUUGACCAACCGUGAUUUUUUGAAGAUGGUGAUCUGAGGUCACUGUCAAUUCUCGAAGGCAUCUUGUUCCUGUAAACUUUGCUCUGAAAAAUGCAAAUAUUGCAGGUAUGACAAUUUAUUACCCAGAAAUACAGUGUCUUAUCCAAGAGCACACUAGCGUAUUAUUCUUUAUUUUCAGAAACUUAAGGAUUGGUAUGAUCUAAAAUUUAUUUAAGGUUGUCAAAAGUACCAGCUUUGAUACCAAUCAGUACCGAUUCUGAAAUGUAAAAAAUGUGACAAUACCAGCAUAUACCACUUGUAUUUUGAGCUCUGCAGAGUGGAUUCUUGAACACUGUUGAUUGAUAAGUUCAACUGCUCAAACAUGACUGUGAUUGGCUACAAUGACCACCGCUUCAAGCUCAUCACUAAACACUUACACAGAUACAAACUGGAGCAUUUCAAAGCUGCAUCUAUCUGUUUAUCUAUUAGUGUGUGAAUUUUACACUGACUUUUUUUUCAGUAGUUGAUGUAAUACAGAUGCAUGCUUUCGUGAACCAAAUUAAUUAAUUUUAAUCAAUCAUCUCAUUGGUCAAUCAAAAGAUUUCAGUAUUUUGAGGGAAAAGAAGUGGAUUCUGACGUAUAGUGAUCUGGGUUAUUUCAACAGUAUACAGUAUGGGUUAUUUUAACUGAUGGGUUAUUCUCAAAGAUGAACUGUAUUUAAAAUGCAGAAUUUUGCUGAAUGAUGACAAGUUUGCAUUUCUUUACAAAUAAAUGGAACAUCAUAAAAGACCAUGCUAUCCAUUUUACUGGUUAACUUCCUUGUGCAAGCAUUGGCACCUAUUCAAAUACACACCACACUGUAAAAAUGCUGGGUUCUAUACAAUCAAUUUGUGUUGGAAAUAAGUUAACUUGUUAGUUUUAACAAAUAUUGUGGAUUGAACAUAAAAGAAUUAGGUUGUCUCAAGAAACCUCAAGAAUUGUGUUGUAUUUUUUUGGCAUUUUCACCUUUAUUGGACAGGACAGUAUACAGUAUUGACAGGAAAGCAUGGGGAGCAGAGAGAGGGGAAGUAUCGGCAUAGGACUGCGAAGCAAGAAUCGAACUCAGGUCGCCAUGAGCACCGAAGUCCACGUGUUGACGCACUAACUACUACAUCACUUAUUUUAAAUAAGUAGUUUAAACAAACAUCAAAUAAUUUAAAAAAAUAAAUAAGUGUUUGAGUCUAAUUUUACUUGCACGUUUAGGCUAUAUGUAGAUACAAACACCUAUUUUGCAAAAAAAAGUGUGUUUUGAACAUUUAUUGUGCAUUCACAGCACCCCCGGUGAGAGCGUCAAAGUAGCCAGAAGCAUUUUGGAUGGUGUGGGCAUCGAGGAGAGUUGAAAUCAGGUCACCUUUACACUCAAAAAAGUAUUUUUGUUGCUUGUUCACACUACUUAUUUAAAAUGAGCUGAAUCAACACAAUUCUUGAGAUUUUUUCUGGGAGGGAACUUAAUCGUUUCAUGUUCAAUCCACUAAAAUUUAUAAAAACUAUUAAGUUAAACUAAUCGAUUUAUGUUGGGACAACAUGAAGGAAUUGUAUGAAAGCCAGCAUUUUUUACAGCGUAUGUUAAUAAGUUGUGUACAAGUGUACAAGUCCACUGCUUGAGAAGGUUCCAGAGAAUGAAGUCCAAUAAUUUUAUGUUCCGACCACUUUAGUUUCAAAGCAAAACGAAAGCAGAGAUUAAUUAUUGCUGUGCCUGUUAACAGUUUGUAAUUUAGGAUGUGCACAAAUUGAGAAUAAUGUGAAGAUCAAGGCUAUUAACCUUCUUCUAUAAACAUCAUGUUGAAAUCAGACUAGCACUUAAACAUCUAGAUCUGCCAGUGGUCAGACUUUCAGAUUUACCUGUAAAGCCUGCUGGACAUGAUGGUGUAUAUUUAUAUUACCUGUUAUAUGUAUUAAUACUAUUAUUAUUUAAAAUACUGAUCAGUAACUAUUUUCCAUCUUUUUAAAGAGCAGACCCAGGUCUUGUUUUGACGUUCGUCAGGGGAAUCAAACCCCUGCAAUUUGCAACCUGGUCAAUGAUUUUCUCCCAUAUCUGCUCGUGGACAGAUACUACAGUAUGAUAAUUGCAGCUUUUAACUGGAGCCAAUCAAAGUCAUAUCUGUUGAGCAUGUGAACUCAAUGGCCAAUCAACAGUGUCUAGAGACCUGCUCAACAGCACACAAUAGUAAGAAAUGGACAUUUCAUUAUCCGAUAGAGUGGAAACAAAUCUAAAUGACAAGAAUGAUAGUGAACAGCCGGCUGUAUUUUUAAGUGCCUCUGUGCAUAUGAGCUACAUAUGGCCAUGGAAAGACUACAUGAUGUUGGUACAGUAUGUAGUGAUUGCAGCAGAAGGCUGUCUCUCUUUAAUCAGGACAUAGUGAGACAGAUAGCUGUAUCUGUGUGACUUUGAACAGAAAAGUAGGACACGAAAUCAUCCCACUUUGAAGAUACAGCAUGUAAAGAGGAUGUCAACUUGACUGUGGAUAUUCCUUAUAUCUAUCUAUAUAUCUAUCUAUAUAUCUAUAUAUCUAUCUAUAUAUCUAUAUAUCU